This is a messenger RNA of Oldenlandia corymbosa var. corymbosa, 1146 nucleotides long. NCBI's taxonomy places the organism in Eukaryota, Viridiplantae, Streptophyta, Magnoliopsida, Gentianales, Rubiaceae. The record is from the annotation of a GenBank genome assembly.
AUGAACGAAUUACAGAUCUCCGCUUGUGGAAAGGUGCAGAAAUACACUGCCAACGCUUUGCAACUUCUAAACAGUGACGAUGCACCGACAGUGGUGAUAAAGGCUAUUGGACACACCAUUCCCAAAGCCGCGGCUACUAUGGCGGUGACUGGCCGGCUGAAUCGAUAUGCUCUACGCGUAACAAUUACAAUUAGUUAUGUAGAAUCCAAAAGAAAUUCACCCUCUCCUUGCAAGCAAACAAGACAUCGACGGAAGCGGAGUCGUCUCUGUGCCGCUAAACAUACAGCAGCUCACGAAUCUGGGAUGCCAAUCAAGCAUGGUGGAUCCCUCGAUGGUCAAGCAGCUCAUCGUGGGCAUCGGCGCAUGCACCAGGGUGCCAUGGACUAUUCUCCGGCUGGAGUCACCACCAGCGAUUCAAUUGUAGAAUUUCUGGGCACUGUUGAAAAUUUUUCGUCAUUGCUUCCGGCGACGACAGCAGGGCGGUGUGAAGUGAAGCAAACUGCUGUCGUGUCCAACGCAGAUGCAACUGCGGCCCUGGGCCCACAACACUUUGGAGAUAAGUUAGGUCAUACUUAUUUUGCAAAACAUAUGCAUCAAUCCACAUUCGAUCAACGCGGGAAUCUGGAAGACAUAAUUCCAGUUGGGGCAAGAGGACGUUCUUCUCCGGUAACAGCAGCUAGGCAAAUGGCUUUGGGUAAGAGGUCCAGAGAGUUUGAAGCCAUCAAAAUUGGUUCUAAUUCCUGUAAACGUUCUAAGGUUCUCACUGAAUUGGAGACAAAGGUUAUUUCUCCGGAGGAUAAGAGGGGAGGCUUGCAUUUUAAUGAGAAUAAGGCGAGUCUUCUUCUAAGUCUUUUUGAUGAUUUUCAGUUGCAAGAGGUGGCUUAUAGUGGGAAUAAAUCCACAUGGACCAAUAAUAGGAAGGGUCAAGAGAAAAUUCUUGAAAGGUUGGAUAGGGCUUUUGCUAACCCUCUUUGGCUGGACACCUUCUCGGAAGCAUCAGUGAUAAAAUUGCCGAUUAGAGUUUCUAAUCAUGGUCCAUUGUUUCUAUCUACAAUUCCUCAUAAAGUUACCCUCACAAAACAUCUAAAGUUUCAGGCAUUUUGGUCCAAGACAGAGGUGGCAGAGUCAAUUCUAAAGAAAAUAUAA